Molecule: messenger RNA, 897 nt
Organism: Lasiodiplodia theobromae
Lineage: Eukaryota; Fungi; Ascomycota; Dothideomycetes; Botryosphaeriales; Botryosphaeriaceae
Product: U3 small nucleolar ribonucleoprotein imp4
Exons: 2
Coding region: 1-897 (298 amino acids)
Biological process (GO): rRNA processing
Cellular component (GO): Mpp10 complex; nucleolus; small-subunit processome
Molecular function (GO): snoRNA binding; rRNA primary transcript binding
Source: RefSeq, a predicted model, not a curated record
AUGAUUCGCCGGCAAGCCCGCGAGAGGCGCGACUACCUCUAUCGCCGUGCCCUGACCCUCCGCGACGCCGAGAUCGCCUCGAAACGCGCAGCUCUGCGAGCCUCUCUCGCCACCGGCAAGCCGCUGGACCCGUCCAUCGCAAACGACAAGGACCUGCGCGCAAACUACAAGUAUGACGAAUCGCAACAGGAACGCACCACCCAGGAGGCGCUGGAUCUGGACGACGAGUAUGCACAACUCUCGGGUGUCGUGGACCCGCGCGUGCUCGUGACAACGUCGCGCGAUCCCAGCACUCGUCUGGGUGUUUUUGCCAAAGAAAUCCGCCUGUUGCUGCCCACGAGUAUCCGCGUCAACAGAGGAAACCUUAUCUUGCCCAACAUUGUGUCGAGCGCGAAGUCCGCCGGGCUGAGCGACGUGGUUUUGCUCCAUGAGCACCGUGGUACGCCCACGGCCAUGACCAUCUCGCACUUCCCCCACGGUCCCACCGCCUCUUUCUCGCUUCACAACGUCGUCUUGCGCCAUGAUAUCCCCAACUCCGCCCGCGGCACCGUCUCUGAGUCCUACCCGCACCUGAUCUUCGAGGGUUUCACCACCAACCUCGGCAAGCGUGUUGUCAAGAUUCUGAAGCAUCUUUUCCCUCCGCGCCCCGCCGCCGCGACCCCCAAGGACGUCGGCAACCGUGUUGUUACUUUCGUCAACCGCGAGGAUAGCAUCGAGGUCCGUCACCAUGUCUUCGUGCGCACGGGCUAUCAGAGCGUCGAGCUGGCGGAGGUCGGCCCGCGGAUGACGAUGCGCUUGUUCGAGAUCCGCGGGGGCACUCUGGAGAACAAGGAUGGCGAUGUCGAGUGGCACAUGAACCAGUACACACGUACCGCCAAGAAGAAGGACUACUUGUAA